This is a messenger RNA of Adelges cooleyi (spruce gall adelgid), 1467 nucleotides long. Its product is annotated as short stature homeobox protein 2-like. The transcript is spliced from 5 exons. Gene Ontology annotation, cellular component: nucleus. Bases 220 to 1062 code for a protein of 280 amino acids. Gene Ontology annotation, biological process: regulation of transcription by RNA polymerase II. Lineage: Eukaryota; Metazoa; Arthropoda; Insecta; Hemiptera; Adelgidae. Gene Ontology annotation, molecular function: DNA-binding transcription factor activity, RNA polymerase II-specific; sequence-specific double-stranded DNA binding. The record is from RefSeq and is a predicted model, not a curated record.
AACAACGCCGUCGCGGUGCACCCGUUUACCCGGAGCACGGUGCUCAAUCGACAUGUAAUCGCGCGGUAACGCGUUAUCGUUAUAAGGCCGUAGUACCCCGCAUGGACCAGUUGGCGAGGUUUGCCGAGUUGUCGCCCGUCGCUGUCGUCCGAUACGCUUUGCACCUGUUUACCGCUGUCGUCACCUACACGUAUUCGUGCGGCCGCCGGCUCGCUGACCAUGGACUCGCGAGCGUCAUCUCUGUCCCCAGUGAUCGACCCAGACGACUCGAGAUCACCUCCCGGAACGCCGCCGCCGGUUCAGGCGUUAUUGGAUCACGACAAAUGCUCUCAAAGCGACCAUCGCGUAGCGUCCAGCGCGACUCCGGCAAGCUCGCCUUUGCCUGAAGAUCGUCACCGGGUCCUUAUAUCUGCUAUUACAGAUUUAAAAAAGUCCAAAGAUGAUAUUACUGAUGAUUAUCGUCAAAGUUUUGACGAAUCGAAACUUAACAAUAACAAACAUCCCGGAUCGUCCAAUAAACAGCGACGUAGUCGAACUAAUUUCACACUAGAACAGCUCAACGAACUAGAAAGGCUUUUUGACGAAACGCAUUAUCCUGAUGCGUUUAUGAGAGAAGAACUUAGUCAACGGCUUGGUCUAAGUGAAGCUAGGGUACAAGUAUGGUUUCAAAACCGACGAGCCAAAUGUAGAAAACACGAAAGCCAAAUGCACAAAGGUCUAAUGAUGCAGCAAAAUGUCUCCACGCCUUUGGAACCUUGUCGGGUUGCUCCUUACGUGAACGUACCCAGACUGCCACAGCUACAGUUUAGCACAACGGCCGCAGCCGCAUUUUCUGCAUUCGAUCCGGCCAUUUUGAAUGCAGCACAGCAGUUGCACUACGCGGUAACUAUGGGACGAGGCGUUCUAUGUCCUUCUCCAUACCCAUCUGGAGGACUAAGUCUAGCUACUCUAGCGGCGUUACAUCAAGAUAGACUGAUAACCAAAAACUCUAGUAUAGCAGACUUAAGGUUAAAAGCUAAAAAACACGCAGAAGCCAUAAGCAGAGAUCAAGAAAUUAUUUAAUUACAUUCAUUGUAAUUAUAAUUUAUAUUUUGUUUUGUAUAAUAUACAGUGGCGUAAAUAAGAGGGCUCAGAGAGUACAGUUGUACCCGGACCCAAACGUUUUAGGGACCCGAAUACUAGUUUUUUUUUAAUAUACUUAUAUAUAUAUUUAUACGUAUAGUAUACAUUUUUUACCCGCGGUUAUUUUUGUACUCGGGCCCAAAUUUUAAAGUUGCGCCACUGAUAUUAUCAGUUGUUUACUUCAAAGUAUCUUUUAAGUGAGUACUAGUAUACUUAGUAGUUCACGUCUCUUUAAUUUAUAAUAUGGUAAUCAUAUUAUGUUCUUCGACCUACCUGUUCUUGAUGUACAUUAAAGUGAGCAUGAGACUUAAAAAUUAAGUGUACUAAUCAAAAUUUGUUUCUACU